Messenger RNA from Orycteropus afer afer, 483 nucleotides. RefSeq names its product mitochondrial ribosomal protein L30 (gene MRPL30). Gene Ontology annotation, molecular function: structural constituent of ribosome. Lineage: Eukaryota; Metazoa; Chordata; Mammalia; Tubulidentata; Orycteropodidae. The transcript has 5 exons. The record is from RefSeq and is a predicted model, not a curated record. Gene Ontology annotation, cellular component: mitochondrion; large ribosomal subunit. The coding region runs from base 1 to 483 and encodes 160 amino acids. Gene Ontology annotation, biological process: translation.
AUGGCUGGUAUUUUGUGCUCAGUUCAGAGGCCAUUAGGCAGUCUACAGACUGUGACAAAAGGUGUGGAGCCUCUCAUUUGUACGGAUUGGAUUCGUCACAAAUUUACCAGAUCAAGAAUUCCAGACAAAGUGUUUCAGCCUUCACCUGCAGAUCAUGAAAAAUAUGGUGGGGAUCCACAAAACCCUCAUAAACUGCAUAUUGUCACCAGGAUCAAAAGUACAAAAAGACGUCCAUAUUGGGAAAAAGAUGUAAUAAAGAUGCUUGGAUUAGAAAAAGCACAUACUCCUCAAGUUCACAAGAAUAUCCCUUCAGUGAAUGCAAAACUGAAGGUGGUUAAACAUUUGAUAAGAAUCCAGCCACUGAAGUUGCCACAAGGCCUUCCGACAGAGGAAGACAUGUCUGACACAUGCCUCAAGAGCACUGGGGAGCUAGUAGUGCACUGGAAUCUAAAACCUGUAGAGCAGGAAGGAGCCAAGUCCUGA